AUGAAAACGGCAUGAUAAUGGCAUUCUGCAACAAUCACAACGGAUGUACACAAACGCUUCGCUCUGUUAACCCGCAAAUUACGAGUAUCUUGAAAACAUAUAGUACGUGUUAAACGCAUAUAAGUAAAUCGCGGUAUCAAUAAUUUGCAAUCUAGUGCAGUUGAGUGAAAAUAUUAAUCCGGCCAGAGGCCAUCAUGCAGUCGUAGCGUGCCACCGCGCCUAUAAUAACGCUGAGACAAAAGCAAAAGGUUUCGCGCCGAAAAGGAAGACGGCAAAAAUACACAAAGCGCUGCAGAAAAAUAACAAAAACCGUAUCUAAAUGGACUCUGCAACGGGGAAAAUGUAUUUGAAUUAAUUGCAAACGUGGAUACAGUGCGUGCGCGCUUGUGCAAGCGGUAGUAAUUGUGUUCCGUCGACCGUCAACUGCCGCCGCCCCCACCCUCCCCUCGCCAACAUACACUCACACGCACACACAAUGGCUCCAGCGAAAAAACGCGAGAAAGACAAUAAUGCAGAUGGCGGUGCAAGUAAUGGCCUAAAUGGCCUAUCCAACGGAGCGGCAGAUGCCGCUACGGCCACAGCCACUGCAACUGCAGGUACUACUGUACCACCGACGCCGGCCGAGGGCCAGGUCAAACUCAAUGGACACCAGCAGGAGCAGGAACUCUUUUUGCAGGCGUUCGAGAAGCCCACUCAGAUCUAUCGCUACCUACGCAAUCGACACGAGACAAAUCCCAUCUUCCUGAAUCGCACGCUUAGCUACAUGAAGGAGCGAAUGUCGCGAAACAACAAGAAGCGGGCCACCUUCCAUGUCGACUCCAUGCUGGACACUAUAGUUCAGAAGUCGGAGGCCGUCACCCAAAAUUACCUGCAUGUCAUCUAUGAUUCUCUGCAUGAGAAACUGAAGAGCUCUACGGCCGAUGGCGGCGGAGGUGAUGAUGAUCUGCUGCAGGAGCAGCUGCUCUGCGAGGCGGGGGAAUCCGUGUGCGUGGAGACGACGCUGUACAAGAUAACGCGCAGCAAGCGCAAGGACAGCACACUGGACUUCCAGGAGCUGCUCAGCAAGAGCUCGCAGAUUGUGUACAAUCCAAAGGAUAGCAUUGGGGAACAUGCCACCAUAAGCAUACCCUUGCAGACGAUGCGACCGAUGGGGGAGCAGCAUACGCUGUACAAGCUGCUCUUUCGCAUCAAGGUGCUGGCGCCGAGCUCGUGCAAUGACGAGAAUGCAGAAACCCCGCCCCACAAAAGAUCGCGUCGCAAUGAGAAAAUGUUUGGCUCUGAGCUGAUCUUGUACGAGAAAUCCACUGGCUUUAUAACCGAGGGCGAGUACGAGGCCAUGCUGCAGCCCUUGAACUCGUCCAGCAUCAAGUCCUUCUCACCAAAGAAAUGCACCUGGGAGACAAUGCCGGACAGCUACAUUCCCCUCUCGCUGAGCUACGAUGUCUAUCAGCAGAGUCCCAUGCUCAAGUUCCAUUUGACUCUCUCAAAUGAGCAGCUACCUGAGAUUAUUUCGGCUCCUGAACUCCAGCGCUAUGUCCAGCCUUUGGAUUCGGUGGCCGAGAUGAAUCACAACAACAACAACUAUAGUAACAACAACAAUUGCAGCGGUUUGAAAAACGGUGGCUUGAUCAAAUCCCCGCCAGAGCUUAUCCAGAUCGUGUACAAUUUCAUGUACAGCAACAAUACGCGCCAGCAGACCGAAUACACCCAGGAGCUGCAUUGCCCUUGGUGUGGUCUCGACUGCCUGCGCCUGUAUGCCUUGCUGAAGCACUUGAAGCUGUGCCAUGCCCGCUUCAACUUUACAUAUCAGCCGGCAGGAAGCGGAGCACGCAUCGAUGUCACCAUCAAUGAUGGCUAUGAUGGCUCCUAUGCCGGUUCUCCAUACGACCUGGCCGGGCCAUCGGGCUCCUCUUUUGCUAGAACAUGCGGCCCUGUGCGACGCACUUCGGUCACCAGCCUGAUGGUGUGUCGUCCGCGGCGUCAAAAGACCUGCCUGGAUGAGUUUCUGGAACUGGACGAAGACGAGAUCAGCAAUCAGCGUUCUUACAUAACGGGCCACAACAGGCUCUAUCACCACACAGAGACCUGCCUGCCAGUGCAUCCCAAGGAGCUGGACAUUGACUCGGAGGGCGAGAGCGAUCCUCUGUGGCUGCGCCAAAAGACCAUCCAAAUGAUCGAUGAAUUCUCCGAUGUCAACGAGGGCGAAAAGGAGCUAAUGAAGCUGUGGAACUUGCACGUAAUGCGUCACGGUUUCGUUGGCGACUGCCAGCUGCCUUUGGCCUGCGAGAUGUUCCUUGAUGCCAAGGGCCAUGAGAUUGUCCGCAAGAAUCUCUAUCGGAACUUUAUCCUGCAUAUGUGUUCGCUGUUUGAUUAUGGCCUGAUUGCGGCCGAGACUGUCUACAAAACAGUUCAGAAGCUGCAAGGGCUGCUGAGCAAGUAUGGCGCCGGCCAGGAGCUAAUGCAGCGUCAGCGCGAGGCUCAGCUUAAAUUCUGGCUGGACGUUGGCAUGCACAAGAAGCAGGAGGAUCCCAAGACACACAAAUCACCGCAGAAGCCUGCUCCGCCGGCUGAGACUGGAGCUACCUCUUCACCCACUGCCACAGCCUCCACAUCCAGUUCGGCAAGCUCUAAUGCUAUGCAGCCGCCCAAGCGGAUGCCAGCUAAUCUGAAGAGAGCCAGUGCAGCCGCCGCCGCCGCUGCAGCAGCUGCAGCUCAAGGUAAAGCAUCUGAAAAUGGAAACAACAACAACAGCAAGAACGUGGCCAAGAAGAGUGCAGACCAGCCUUUACCCACUUUGGCCAACACAAGAGAACGACGCUCGGAUCCGGGCGUUAAGCGCAGUGUCAGCGGCACCAGGCUUGGAGAGUCCCGUACUGCCUCCGCACCAGUCUCGAAGCGCAAGCUAAGCGCCAAAGAUAACACAGCAGCGAUUACCAAGCGGCAGCGUUACAGCGAGGGAGCCGGAAAUGGGACUGUAGGAAACCGGAAUAAAAGCAAUAACCACACACUGCCAACAACCAGCGACAUGAAGAACAACAGUAACAACAGCAGCAGCAGCAAGCGCCUGAUUGCGCGACGUCGUUCCACCUCGGAGCGGACCAAGACGAGUGCUUCAUCGGGAGCUGGCGGAGGAGUUCGCACCAGACUCUCGGUGCCGGCCAAGUACGAGAGGCGCUGACGCAGGCGCCGUCGACGUCGCCGUUGCUGCUGCUGCUGCUCCACCACCUCUUCCCAUUGACCAUGCAUUGCCAGGGCUUUAGUUGUUUAAUUUGUUCAAUGCCUUUACUCCUCUUCUUUUCAUAAUUACUAUAUUAUAAUAUGUUGUGUUAUAUUUUAAUGGAUCUAUUCUUAUGUUGGACACUUUGUAAAGUCUCGUCUCGGAUUCGAAAUUGACCUCAAGAAACCCUUAGAACCGUAGACCUUUGUUCGUUGUUUUCAAUAAAUUCCGAACACUCUUCAGUUAAUCACCUUUCUACGCCAGGUACUUAAGAGUACAGCAUACAGGGCUCAAGGCUAAACCCCUAUCGGGUUAAUCAAUUCAAAACUAAUUUGAAUUAACUUGCUUACACCUUAAUCUUAAUCAAAUUCGGGACAACGUUUUUGUGGUAACUUCGUAAUUCGAAGAAAAGAAAAGCUUCAAUUGUAAUUAGUGCAGUUUGUAUACAAAAAUAUACAUAUAUAUAUAUAUUAAACGUCAUAAGCAAAUCUAUUUUUAGUGUGAAAAGCGUACUUGACAAGCAAAACAUAAAUUCCAAAUUCACAAAAAAAUAUAAAAUGAAAUAAAAUAAAAACAAAAGCUAUCACUAGAGCAUACACCUAAUUUUAAACAUGCCUACAUCAAUAAAAAAAAUCACUCGAAACACA
This is a messenger RNA of Drosophila kikkawai, 3864 nucleotides long. It is a transcript of the gene Su(z)12, whose product is annotated as Polycomb protein Su(z)12. Gene Ontology annotation, molecular function: chromatin DNA binding. NCBI's taxonomy places the organism in Eukaryota, Metazoa, Arthropoda, Insecta, Diptera, Drosophilidae. Gene Ontology annotation, cellular component: RSC-type complex; nucleus; ESC/E(Z) complex. The record is from RefSeq and is a predicted model, not a curated record.